Messenger RNA from Exaiptasia diaphana, 4756 nucleotides. RefSeq names its product serine/threonine-protein kinase/endoribonuclease IRE1. Gene Ontology annotation, molecular function: ATP binding; RNA endonuclease activity; protein serine/threonine kinase activity. Lineage: Eukaryota; Metazoa; Cnidaria; Anthozoa; Actiniaria; Aiptasiidae. Bases 117 to 2786 code for a protein of 889 amino acids. The transcript is spliced from 25 exons. Gene Ontology annotation, cellular component: IRE1-TRAF2-ASK1 complex. The record is from RefSeq and is a predicted model, not a curated record. Gene Ontology annotation, biological process: mRNA processing; IRE1-mediated unfolded protein response; intrinsic apoptotic signaling pathway in response to endoplasmic reticulum stress.
GUCCUAGUCUUCCGCUCGAUKAUGGCUUCGAAUUUAUUUUCAAUUUGAGUUUCAGCAUUUUGUAUUCUACAGUACGUUCAAUUCAUUAAUGAUCUUGRUAGAUUUCGGCAACAAAAAUGUGGCGAAUCAUAGAUAGAAUACUAUUUUAUCUAGUGCUUGGGCUACUGGCGCUGAUUCAGCCGUCUUUCUCCGAUCAUGAGCAGCCGAAAACUCUCAGUGUUCCUAAAUCUUUCCUAUUUGUAUCUACUUUGGAUGGAACACUGUAUGCUGUACAUAAGAAUACAGGGGAAAUACGCUGGUCCAUGAAGGAAGAGCCUGUUUUGACCACACCAAUCUUUUUAAGACCUGGAGCAAUAUUCAUUCCUGACCCUAAAGAUGGAAGUCUGUAUGCUUUUGCUAGUGCUUUAGAUGGACUCAAGAAACUGCCAUUUACAAUUCCCGAAUUAGUUCGUGCUUCACCUUGUCGCAGUACAGAUGGUAUUCUAUAUACAGGCCGUAAAACAGAUGUGUGGCAUGCUAUUGAUCCUGACACUGGUAUCAAGCAACAAACCCUCAGGCUUGAUGGCACCGAGACUGUAUGCCCAAUAAUGCCCAACAAAGCUGCCCCUAUAUUCUUUGGUCGCACAGAGUAUAAAAUUACAAUGUAUGACAGUAAAACAAGGGAGAAAAGGUGGAAUGGCACCUUUAAUGAUUACUCCACUAAUCUUGCRCAGGAUGUGGAAUAUGAGUUCCAUCAUAUGUGUUCAUCUUCUGAUGGUUUUACAGUUACAAUGGCUGGGUCUACAGGUGAAAUCCAGUGGACAAGAAACUUUGGUUCGCCUGUUGUUGGUAUCUACAAGUUUGAUGGCGAUGGUCUUCAUCGUGUCAAAGUGAACCACAUUGCCAAGGAGACUCUKAACGUCCUGAUUGCAAACAAUGCAUCAUCAGAAAAGAUGGUCUUACAGCCAACUCUUUAUAUCGGAGAACAUCCUGGAGGACUGUAUGCUCUUCCAUCACUUGUAGAAGAGGGCUCAACUCUUGUUGAGGCCAAAGUKAUGCUUCUCGAUGGACCAACUGGACAAAUUCCUGUCCCUAAACCCAGCAAAACAACACAGCCAGGACCAUCCUCUAAAGAUACCAAAGAUGUUCCMAAACCACGCCGUCCACUACAACAACCCAAAGUACUAGAACCCAARGCAGCCUUACUCCUUGGCCAUCACCACGUUCCAGUUGUAGCAUCACCACAGCUACACAUGACUCAUAUUCCUGAUAAAUUAAUGCCGAUCUAUAUGAACUCUCAUGAACAUCAAGCUGCAACCAUCAAUAAAAGAAUCGACAAUACCAGAGCCAAGGAAGACGAGAGAAAACGCCAACAAGAAAUGUUUGAAAUGCUCAAAAUUCACCAGAAGCUUCUAUAUACRAUUAUUGCCACCAUUGGGAUCCCUGUGGUAUUGCUAGUUGUGUUUUACAUUGAGAGGUCUACAAGACAUCCAGCUGUUGUGUCAUCUCAAACUGCAUCCCAAGGUUCAGUACAUUCUUCAACAAUGUCUAAUGGGAGCGUUCACCAUACUGAUCCUGGAGCUAACCUUAAUCAUAAUAGUACUAUUUGUGUUGGGAAAAUAACGUUCUGUCUCAAAGACGUUCUUGGUCGUGGAUGCGAAGGAACUGUUGUAUAUAGGGGAUCAUUUGAUGGUCGUGAUGUGGCAGUGAAGAGGAUUUUGCCAGAAUGCUUCAGUUUUGCCGAUAGAGAGGUGGCAUUGCUACGAGAAUCAGAUGCUCAUCCUCAUGUCAUUAGGUAYUUCUGUAUGGAGGAAGACCAUCAGUUUCGAUACAUUGCUCUUGAGCUGUGCGAAGCCACCUUACAAGAUUUCGUUGAAGACCCAAGGUUUGAUCGACAUGGUCUGACUCAUAUUGAAGUGCUAGAACAAGCAACGGCAGGUUUAGACCAUCUACACUCUCUGAAUAUCGUCCAUCGUGACGUCAAGCCUCAUAAUGUCCUGAUAUCAAAGGCUAAUGCCARUGGUAGAAUCAAAGCAAUGAUAUCAGACUUUGGUCUUUGUAAGAAACUAUCGUAYGGUCGUAAUUCCAUCACUUGUCAAUCAGGAGCCAUUGGAACUGAUGGCUGGAUUGCACCUGAAAUGUUCAAAGAUGAGCACAAGAUGAAUCGUUCGGUUGAUAUUUUCUCGUGUGGCUGUGUUUUUUAUUACGUUCUGUCUGGUGGUAUUCACCCGUUUGGGGAUCAGUACAGAAGACAAGCGAACAUCAUUGCCGGAGAUUAUAAUAUAGACAGACUACCCAAUGCAGAAAAUCAAUUUGUUGCGCGAGAGCUUAUAAAAAGUAUGCUGAAUCAGAAUUCAACAGAAAGGCCAAAUACUCAAGCAUUACUUAAACAUCCCAUAUUUUGGAGUAAAGAAAGGCAAUUAGCGUUUUACCAAGAUGUCAGCGAUAGAAUAGAGAAAGAGCCAGACGACUCACCAGUUUUAGAUGCUCUUCAGCGAGAUUCCAUACCAGUUGUACGAGGAGAUUGGAAGGUUCAUAUAGGAGCAGAAUUACAAGAUGAUUUGCGUAAAUUUAGAACAUAUAAGGGAACRCAUGUAAGAGAUCUGCUAAGAGCCAUGCGAAAUAAGAAACAUCAUUACCGAGAGCUUCCCGAGUACGUCCAACGGUCUCUCGGCUCACUCCCGGACGGGUACGUUGAUUACUUCAACAGUCGGUUCCCGAAGCUGCUUAUGCACACGUACACCAUCAUGACAAUGUGUCGCGAAGAGACAUUAUUCAAGUCCUACUACCCAAACCCGGACACGUGACCAAAUGGCUGGUUGCCAUAGUGAUAAGGUGAUGUCAUAAGCUUACCGAUUCGCGCCGGUCACGGCUGCCAUUCGUAACCAGUCCUCCUCAAGAGAGAUAGGGAGAACUACCGAAUUGUUCACGCCACAAGAAGGAAAUUGAGAAUUUAGAAUCUGGUUAUGUAUAUAGAUGUAAAUAGGGAACCAGGUUUUUUUUUUGAGUAUUACAUAGAGAGCAUGGAAUAGCUUUGACUAAAUGGACAAUCAACUCUCCUUCUCGUGGACCCCUAUUAUGGACCGUCCAUUAUAGCUGACUUGAAGCGAUAAAUCUCCGACCAACAAACAGUAAAACGCAAAUAAAUAUUCAAAUUAUUGAAAAUAGUUACUGUUAUUACGRACUACGGCUUAUACGGACACUUAAUUGCGGUCCCAAAGGUGUCCACGAUAGCUAGGUUUGACUGAGUACUCGACCGUCGGCUUUCUYUUUUGCGUAUGACUACAAGCUAUGUUGUUUUGGCUAUUUGAACGUUCCCAAACACGUACCGUUCGAGUGAGUAUGUGCUGUAUCCGAUUGUACCACUGCUGUCGUCUUUAUUAAUUUGUAGUAGUUUAUUAUUGCCAUAUUUCUUAGCUUUUCUUUUAAGCUUUCCUGUAUUUUUGUUACUAUUAUUUAUUUCAUGCUGUACUUUUUGUGUUAUUUAUUCGCUUGAGUUCAGUGUGCGUUUGAUUUUAGUUUGGAAGUUUGUUUGUGUUUGCAUAAUGUUCGCGUGUUUAUUUUAUUUUAUUUAUUUUUUGCUAUAUACCGAUUUUACAAGCGACAUCUAUGUUAUCGGAAAAUGCAUACUUGAUCCAAGGACCUUUCGGGAACAAAGUGAAAAGGGGCUGGAAACGACGUUACGAAGAGCGAUUGGAAUUGUGGGUAUUUAACAAGUAGCAAACGACACUUGGACAUAAAGUUUUCUGAACUUUUCUCAUCUUAAGAGCGUUCUACUAGAGCGGAUUUCGUAUGACUGUGCAAAAAAGCACGGUACGUUCGUGCUGUGUCCGUACCGUGUCUGUGUUGUGAUCCGUGCUUUUGCACAGUCAUGCGAAAUCCGCUCUAUUAGGCAUGUUUUACCAAUUUGGUGAGCGUCCACAAUUCCUUUCGAUCCCAUAACGAUCAUUUUCACUCAUUUCUAUUUUCACUAUGACGUCAUAAACUGCAAAAACCAGAAUGCUUUGCCUUCUUUCUUGUAAAAACGUUAUGUUAUUUUGCCAAAAUUUAUAUAGUGUACAUGUAGUAAUUGAGUUUUGCUAUCUCUUUCACAGUGUGUUAGCCCGAUUGUGUAAAAUGUACAGAAAUUUGGAUAAAACUCGUGAGAUUUCAAAAUAUUCAUUGACUUCUAUACUUAACAGAUCUCUCGCAUUUGCGCGGCUCUAAGUUACAGAAUGAAAGAUUAUUAUAUUACAUGGUUUUGAGGCUAAAACAGUGUAAAAGAGAUCGAUAAAAGGGUUUUAGAUAAACCAAAUGUAUAUGAAUCUAAAUGCAAUGUGCUUAAAAGUUAAUGACAACAGUACAAUACAAUAGAGCGUGGAACAAUGAAAUUCAACCCUAAAAAAUCAUAUUUUUAAUAAAAAUGAAAACAAUGAAGAUUUGAAACAAAAGAGAUCAUAUUUAUGCAUUUUAGCAUAUUAUAGUGUAAGGUAUAUUUAUAAAGCAAUUUCGCUUUUAAAGCGAAUACUAUAUAUUGGAGGUUUUCUGUAGUCGCGCAAGAGCAUCAUUCCUGUAGAUUAAAAGUAUUCGUUUUCCUCGAAAACUUGUAUUCUUUCUAAGUUCUUCCAUUAUCUARAAAAUGGCGGCUGUCACGUGACCUCUCCAAAAGAACUCAUACAUAAUUUUUAUGAAAUCUUAAAUAUCUCCAUACAAUUUACAACCAAAGGGCAAAUUCUUUGUAGGAAUAGAAUAAUAAUGUUAUAAUGAUAUUAAAUAAAUGCUAAUAGUUUUAAACGGU